CCUCCUAAGUCAUUUUCCCGAUUAUGAAAAUAUGAUUGAUAUAGUGUAAUUUCAAAAACUUUUGUGGCGAAAUUUCUAUCCAUGCAUCUUUAGACUAGAGUGGAUGCCAAACAUUCGCGUCUUCUUCCCAAAAUCAAUCUCGCGGGAUAUCCCCAAAAUCAAACAUUGACGAUUGAUGAAGAAUUUAAGCAUCGACAAUCUUGUUUAGCAGACGGUGUACCUGCGAGAUUUGCUCUUGGAAUCGAUUUUGCGCACUCGAACGGCGAUUUAGGGUUUCGUUGAAGGCUCAAUCAACUUUUGUGUUCGAGAAAUUCAAUCUAGAUAUUUACCUACUUUCCGUCGAAGCAGCCACCUGUGUUCAAGUAAGUUGCUACUUUGAAGCCUGACCAGGAUUUGAUGCUUUAGUUGCUGCGAAAAUGGGGAGAUACAGCGACGAUGACGAAGACGAAACAUUUUACUACAGAUAUUCCUCUGUUGCACCGCAACCACCUUCUUCCUCUUCCGAUAAAACCCUAACAAAAUCCUCAUCAUCUAGUGGGGGUAAGAGUGGAGGUUUAGCCCCAUCCAAAUCCACGGUGUACGUUAGCAACAUUGAUUAUAGCCUCACUAACUCCGAUCUGUUCACCAUCUUCUCUACUUUCGGGAAGGUUGCCAAGGUCACAAUCCUCAGAGACAAGGUUACUCGGGAGAGCCGUGGUGUUGCUUUCAUCUUGUUUGUAGCUCGUGAUGAUGCUGUAAAAGCAGUUAAUGGAAUCAAUGGGAAAAUUCUCAAUGGUCGAACAUUGACUGCUUCCAUAGCUGCUGAUAAUGGUAGGGCUCCGGAGUUUAUUAAAAGAAGAGUGUAUAAAGACAAGAGCAGAUGCUAUGAAUGUGGAGAGGGUGGACACUUGUCGUAUGAGUGUCCAAAGAAUCAGUUUGGGCCACGGGAGCGUCCACAGCCAUCAAAACGGGGAAGGAGAGAGGGUGGUGGUGGUGGAUAUAGGCGGAGCAAGGAGGAGGAAGGGGGUGGGGACGAUGAUGAAACUGGUGGUGAUGCGGUGUUUGAGGAUGAUAAUUGGGCGUCAGUGGUGGAUAAUGGGGCUGAUGAGAGGUUGUUGGGUGGUAGGGAUGGGAAUCAAGAUGAAACCAUGAAGAAAGGGAAAAAAGAGAAGACAAAGAAAACCAGUUAUUUUAGUGAUGAAAGUGACAAAGAGGAUUGAUUUAAACUUAAAGAUCAUGAAACACAUGAAGGUAUGAGUUUUCUUGUUCUAUUCUGUUCAUAAGAUGUACUUUCAUUGAACUUAAAAGGGUUAAAUGCAAGAAAUAGCAAUGUACUUUUUAUUUUUAUUUUUUCUUUAUACAGUGUUGUGUUUCAUUUA
Molecule: messenger RNA, 1358 nt
Organism: Lactuca sativa (garden lettuce)
Lineage: Eukaryota; Viridiplantae; Streptophyta; Magnoliopsida; Asterales; Asteraceae
Gene: U11/U12-31K
Product: RNA recognition motif and CCHC-type zinc finger domains containing protein
Biological process (GO): mRNA splicing, via spliceosome
Cellular component (GO): U12-type spliceosomal complex
Molecular function (GO): RNA binding; zinc ion binding
Source: RefSeq, a predicted model, not a curated record